GUGACUAACAUGCCAGACUUUUGUUAUUUAGCAGUGUCCCCAUCAAAACAAUGAGCAAAGUCUGAAUGGAAAAUUCAGAAAACUGACCUCCCAUUUUGUUUCAAAGUGGAUAAUUAUUAAACGUUAUAAAAAUCAAUAAAAAUUAACAAAAGGCAACAGAAUGCAUGAAAUGCAGGCUGGAAUUGGCAAGUAAGGUACUUAUGGUGGCUGGUAUCUUCUUAUUAUAUUUGAGACUCAACCUCAUCCAUGACGAACAGAAAGAGUACAAUGUAGGAAACAUUGCUUCUUACAAUGUUAGUCUAGCUGUUAUGUAAACUGUAUCAUCAUUUUCCUUCUUUUUGUAGUUAAUCUUGGCCAAAAGUGUUGUGAUUCCCACCUAACUACCAGUCAAACCAGUCAAAUACUCCUGAUCUGAGGAAACAGAAUUGAGAAUGCCUGGAUAUCAUUUGGCAAGUCUAGACAGGAACAUUAUCGACCCUAAGUACUUCUGCAGCUCUUGUGCGUUACUGCUGAGAGAGGUCAUGCAGACAUCAUGUGGACAUUUCUAUUGCCAGUCUUGCUUACCAAGUCUUAUUAGGUAAGUUUUAAUUACAUGCUUGAAUAUCAGUUGGUUUAUGUAGUGCAUAAAGUUGCAAGUACUCUGUUAUGUACAUCUCCUACUGGUUAAAAUAUUGUCAAGUCCCUGGGGAUGUUUUCUUUAUUUUUAUUUAUUAUAUAAUAACUCUUUAUCAUAUAAACUGCGGCGUCAUAUAAGGAUUUCCAGCCCUAAGAAAAGCCGUAACAACGCAUGUGAAAAAAUACGAAAUUUUUUCACCUGUGUUUGAUAUCGCCAAUCAGCUGCUCACAUGUCACUCGCCUUUCGUGCCACUUGGUCACGUUGAUGUACGAACGACAAAGCCUUCACUUUUGUUUGUCGGAAUUUCCUCGCAAUAUGGCAGCUAAAACGCUGAAAAAUCCAUAUUGCUUGCAGACAGUGACAUUCAAACUUUCCUAGAAGGGGAAGAAAACCAAAGUACAAAAAGAAAAAUGGAAAGUUACGUAUUCAGUGGCUUUGGUAAUAGUAUUCCUUGCGGUUGAGAGCGAAAAUCGACCAGUGUAAGAAUUGCCAUAGCUCCAUUUUGGCUGUGUACCUGAAAUGUUUCUUUUGUAUAUUGAAAAUUACGCCUAUUGUUGUUUUUGUAAUGAUUCAAGGCAUUUUUUCAUAUGAAGUCUUAGGGCCAACUCUCUUUACAAUUUUUUUUCGGGGAUUCUCAAUCCUUUUAUCUUCAUUCGUUAAUUAAGUUGACUUUUCCUGUCAGUAAAGGGCUAUUGUAUUUAUAUGAUAAAUAAAAUAAUACAUGGUUGCUUAAAGAUAUGGAAUUUCUCUUCUCGUGCUCAACUCGACAUCUCACUCGUUCGUCACACUCACUUUUGAGCUUUCGAGUUAAACACUCGAAGAGAAAUUCCAUAUCUACGCGCGCUCACGUAUUAUUCUCUAUAUCCUAGCAUAGUGAGCGGUAUGUUGCUUGCACCAAUCAAGUUACUGCAUUAUGUAUUUUGUAUGUAUUUUGCACCAUCAGAUUGCUGCAUAAGGGUACGUAUCUCGCACCAAUCAGAUCAGGUACGGCGGUAAGCAUAGUCUUAACCUGUGAGUAGGCCGUUGUUUGGUCUUGUCAUGCAAUGGUGGGAGAGUGUGUUGAAUGAUGAGACCAAACAAUGGGUAUGAAGGACACUAUAGAAAGCGUGGCACUAGUGCAGUUUAUUUUUGUUACCAAUUAUUCAGACACCAGUGUCAAUACCAUAAAAUGUGUGUCUGAGUUUAUCUCAGAUAAAUUGGGAUGGUUUUUUAAUCUCCAUUAAACAAUAUUGUCAUUGGAAUCAUUUUGAAAGUAUAUACCCUUUUACAAAAAUGCAAACAUCAUUCAAUUAGCGUCCCUUCCCAAACCAUCCAACCAAAAAAAUUACUCCUGUUCACAUAGCAUGCCUAUGUUUCUUUAAAGGGAUGUACCACAGACUCCAACUUUUUAGGGUAGAGCUUUUAAGAACACUUUUUAAGACUGCAGUUGUAGAAAACAGGCAUGAAAAUUGUCAUCAGGGGUUUUCCAGAAAACUGAGUUGAAGUCAUAUUUAUAGUUAUCAACUUAUGUGGUUGUUUGCCUUUUCUGUCCAAUUGCAAAAUGAAUGAGAGUGGAGAGGGAGUGUUGCUGUUCCCCUAGGUAUAUAUAUCCAGAAAUUAAGAGGAAUGAUUUUGGCCAUGGUGGUAUUCUUUAUGUGAAGUAUGUUACAGGGUGGCAUGAAACUUUGUUGAAACUUGUAGAAAAGAGCCAAUCCUGUGAUUUGAAUACGCUCUAUAAACUGUGUAAACUUAUGAAAGGAUACUCAUGGAAGAAUUGUUCAAAGGAUAACUUAUCAAGGUGACCAAUUUUAAACUGGCACUGGUUUUUCUUUCUUUCUUUUUAUUUUUCAACUCUUUAUAUUCAAACUCGCUUUGUUUCUUUGUUGGUUUGAAGGGAUUUUGCUUUGAAUUCUUUUUUGGAAGGUAGGGGAUGACACUUGGAAAAAAAAAACCCUGAUAGAGGAUCAGGUUUUUAAGUUCCUCACCAUUGUUUCUUUCGAAUGGCAAGUACAUUCGGGGAAUCAUACCCUAUUAUGGGUCAAGUUUGAGCCCAAAUCAAGUUCAAGUCACUGGUCGAAUUAAAGUCAACUCAAAUUUUUUCCUCUUCAUAAAAUAGUACUAUUUGAAAAACUUGUUGUUGUAGUAGUCAAAGAAGAAAAACAAAAAAGUAAAAAAAUGAGACAAAGUUCAUUUAAUGAGGUUAGUUGUUUUACUUUACUUGAAACAACUUAUUUUGUCUGUUUCAACACAGCCACACAAACUUGUGUAUUAUAAAUAAUUGUUACUAAAAUAAAAUGCUCUUACCUUGUUAUAGAAUUGUUAUGAAGAAACAAAAUGUUUUAAAGGCUAUUGUUGUCCUGCUGUGAUCUGAUUGGUGUGAGAUACAUACCUUAAUGGGCAAUCUGAUUGGUGUGAGAUACAUACCUUAAUGCAGCGAUCUAAUUAGUGAGAGAUACAUUCCCUAAUGCAGCGAUCUGAUCAGUAUGAGCAAUAUACCACUUGAAAGGCUGACAUUGUGUUUCUGUUGAAAUGAUAUCACAAAUAAUCCUGUUAAUAGGGAUGUGACAUCUGGUUUAAUGAAGUGCUUGGUGGACAAGGAUAAUCUUCAUCAAGUUGAGGUAUGUCAGUUACUGAAGAAACACGAGAAAUUUUUAUGCCAAAUAGACACUGUCUAAAAUAAAAUGUUUUUAAAAGAAGGGACAUACAAUACCUCUUGCAUUAGAAACAAUCCUUUAGUAUCUCCCAGGUUGGCUACCUUUUGUUUUGGAUUUUUUGCACAGUUAGCUUCAGACACAAAUAUAAUACGGUAAAGGCUAAGCUGUUUGUAAACCUUUUGUCCCUCUUGUUCAAAAUAUAUAAAGGUAACAAACACGGUGGCCUCCACUGGGCACAAAAAUAUGCUUGUAUAUUUGUCUUUGGCAGGGCGUGAAAUUGUGCCUAAUACAGGCGCCAAUGCGACUAAAUUUUUCACUUUGGCGACCAAAUCCUGAAAAUUAGUCGCCAAAUUGGCGACUUGAUUUUUUCAUCAUAACCUUACCAAGAGAUGUGGUGAAUUUUAAAAUAUUUUCAAAGAUAAAUCUGCGGCAAACUUCCUCACUGAGUUUGUUUCCGAAACGCAGAAGAUGCGUCUCGAUCAAUAUCUAGACGCCACUUGGAUUUAGGUGAGCUUGAACGUUGUAUAUCAUCCAUUCUAGUGUCCACUUUGUAGCACGUUUAAGAUCUUUUCCCUACCUUAAUUUUGGAGGUUCUCUCUAGAACGCUGACAGCGUAAAAAAAGAUUUUGUUUGUCUUUGAAAAUGAGGACCAACUUUUUUUGAAUUGGCCACCACUUUGAAGAAUUUAGGAGCCAAGUGGCUAUUAGAAAAAAAAUUUAAUUUCACGCCCUGUUUGGACAUUACCUGCUCUUUGAAUUGAGGCCCAUAACUGUAUACUUCACGAAACAAAUUAUCUCCUUGGACAAAUAUUCUGGAAAUUUUCAUGCCAAAUGGUAAAAACUGUUGUCUUAGGUGCUCAAGUCAAGUAGCUCUUCCAGCUGGAGCUGCAACCCCCCUUGAUGGGAUUCGAGCCUCUCCUGGUUACCCCCAGACAUUUCAUCAGGUUUUUCUGAAAAUUCAGACACAGAUAUAAAUAUAUAGAGGUGAAGAGAGGCACUGCGCGAGUUAAGUGUCUUGCCCAGGAACACGAAACAACGACUUGACGGACCUCUCGACCCAGAGUCCAGUGUGUUUGGCAUCUCCACACAUGCCCAAACGAGGCGAUCGUUUAUGUAAAGAGGCAGAAGCACACAACCUUAGGGAUUUGCUUCUGAUGAGAUAAUUGAUUUGUACACGAGGUGUACUACUUUCUUAUAAUGUUUGCAAGCUGUAUUUUGCAUUGUAUGCACAUGAGAUUUUUUCACUAUUUAUCACGUGUUAAAAGGAGGAUAUGAAAUGUUAAAUUGAUUAAUUUGAUAUUUAUUCCCUUGUGAUGUAUUUUAGAUUUUUCCAGAUAGGUUUAUGCGUCGUGAAGUACUUUCUCUUGUGGUUCACUGCACAUUCAUGGAGGACGGGUGUAAUUGGAUGGGAGAAGUGAGGUAUUUAGAGGUACGUCUGAUAUGGAAGAUUCCGUGAUAAUCAAUUAACAAUUUGUUCAUACUUAAGCAUGGGUUCAUCGUGAUAUGAAGCAGGCAGGAUAUUUGGAAAGUACGAAAGACACGUAAGAGUUGCUCAAGUCGCAACCAAGAGCAAUUGUACUUUCUUGAAUAACGGCUUUAUGAAGGACUAAGCAGAUUUGAGAUUUUUUUCAUGACACUUUUUUUCGGGGACUAACGACAUAACAUAUUUUCUUACAAUGAAACACCAGGGAAUUAAAACUCCCUGGUGUUGCUUAAUUUAAACCAUCAAAGCAAUCUUGCAUUUUCUAUUUCUUUUUGUUGUUCUUUUGAGUGUAUAACCCUUUACACCCUUAUAUCUGUACACAUACUUCAUACUGUCCUCUUUACAUUUCUAUUGGACCUGACCUGGAGAAUUUGUUCCGUAAUCAAGAACUUUCGUGGCCGGAUAUCAUUUUCUUUUUCCUUGAGCUUCCCCAACCAACUGUCGGCAGAUUGUCGAUAAGGUGUUAGCGACAGGUUACCGACAAGCUACCAACUGGCUGUGGCAACCGACCAAUUCAACGAUUAAUAGCCAAUUGUCGGCCGACAAAUAACCAACAGCUUUUUGGGAAAGCUCCUCUUAAAAUUUUCAAUUGUCUGAUUCAGCGAUGAUUCUGUGAGUAGAAACCAUACGCUGGCCACUCUUGGGGAUUAAAGGAGGUCUAUAGCGACAAGAUGAUAUCGAUUAAUUUUUGUCACUCUUGGCAUUCCUGCAUAAAUCACAGAUCCUUCCAAGGGUCCCAGACAGUCUUUCUUUGGUUGCCAUGACCUCGUGUAUGUUGUCACAAGUCACAAUUUCACCGGAAAUAAUCUUUUCUCAUCCUAAAUAAAAAUAAAGAAUGAAAAAUAUCAGACAUGACCUCUUUAUAAAGUUUUAUUAAAUAACCAAAGAAAGUCUACUAACGCGUGGGAGAUGUGUAGUGUCGUAGUGACCCCGCACCCGGACUUUUAUCAUAAAAAUACUAUGCAAUGUAAUUAUUAUUUUUUUUUUACAAAUUAGCCAACAUGUCCACUGUGGCCAUGUAUUUUUGAGUAAGUUCUUUGACUUCUUGGUCGCUUCUUCUCACGAGGUAGAACAAUGUAAGACGUUGUAGGUCACUUCACCUUACACGAUUACGUCGUAACGAUCACAAAGUAGGUCAGAUGUUGAAAUGGUUGAUAAAAAAAGAAACGAAGGCUGGAUAGUAUCAGAAGCUGCCUUAUAAUUUUACAAAUUAUUUUCAUUAGGGCUAAAUUUCUUGUUACCUACCUUACAACAAUUUGGUAAUAAAAGGAAUUUUGUGAUAAUUGCUUUCAACAGGACCAUAAGCAGACGGAUUGCAAGUAUUUGGAAGUCCUCUGUGUGCAUGCUACAUGUAGCAUGCGGGUUAAAAAAAGUGAACUUGCUGAUCACUUUAUUAAGGAAUGCAGAGUCAGACUACAGCAAUGCCAAUUUUGUGAUGAAUCUGUCGCUUACUGCGAAAUGAAGGUAUGUAUGCCAUUGACUGAGACACAUCACAUACUUUAAAGCGCAGUGGUUGCCACUCAUAUACUGUGGCAUAUUAGCUCUGAGAAAGACAGAUGAUUGUACAAAAUUAACGAUCUUUAAGGUAGAAAGGUUUCACCUUAAAUGCAAGUGCCUCCAUCUCUAGAAAAAAAAUAUACCCGAAUUAAGAUAGUCAGAACUUCCUGUAAAGCGAGGCGAACACUAUUUUUGAGCAGUAUACUUUUUAUGUAUCUCAGUGAAAUUUAACUUUUUUACCAUGGAAAGUUAAGAUUGAUCAAGUGCAUUCUCACCUAACUUAGUAGCCUGUGUAACUUGGAACAGGUAAGCUAAACACUCUUUCUCUUAUUUCUUGCUGUUGUAAUCAGGAACACCUUCGGUCGAAUCACAACUAUCUCCACCGCCAGAUGGACAACCUGGGGAUUGAAGUAGAUGGCUUGCUUCAGUUAGUAUACCUCCUACAAGAUGGGCAUCGCCAUCUCCAGAAUGAACAACGUAGAUUACACGAAGAAGUUCAACAACUGCAUGCGAACCUCCGCGUAUUGGAGCAAGGCAUUCAACAGCAAAGAGAAGAUGAUGUAAAGAAUGCUUUGUGUGUGAUGAAAGAUAUUCUUGAAGAUAUGGCCAGGUCACGUGAUGAACAAGGUGCUGAAGCUAACCCCCCACGCAACAGUAAAAGAAUGAUCAAAGCCCUAGAGGAAGCUCUGGAGGUUAGAAAUGCAAACCCAGCUGAGUCAGACCUAUAUGCAAGGCAGCAAGGGCUUUCAAGCGACGAUGGUUAGCUGCUGGCACAUAAAACAAGACGUGUGCACGCAACAUGCCAAGAGUAUAAUGCCCAGGAGAGAACGGCUUUGGGAAAUCCGUCAGGUGCAAGUCCUUUCUCCGAAACACCUAGUGAGUCCAAUGGUAGUGCUCAGAACCUUGCUUUGGUACAACGGGUUGUCAGUCUUGAAAAGAGAGAUGCUGACAUGAAAAUGGAACUUGGUACCACCCAGGAGAGCUUCAGGAGGCAUGACCGAAGAAUUGAAUCUAUUGAGCACACGCUGGCACUUAGAAAUAUAACCGUGGCUGAUGUGGAGGGAUACGUAAGACAGCAAGAGUUCUCAAGCUACGAUGGCCGACUGGUGUGGAAGAUUUCUGAUUAUGCUUGCAAACGACGGGUCAGCAAGUUUCUCUCUAUAGCCCUUGUUUCUACACCAGUCGCUACGGCUACAAAAUGUGCGCCCGCAUUUACCUGA
Pocillopora meandrina is the source of this 7448-nucleotide messenger RNA. The record is from the annotation of a GenBank genome assembly. Lineage: Eukaryota; Metazoa; Cnidaria; Anthozoa; Scleractinia; Pocilloporidae.